AUUCAACAAGUCAAUACAUCAACCGCACUUCCUGAUACACCUGUUUGUCAGGUAGUACUCAUUUUGCUGCGCAACGGAGAAAUUGAGUCACGCCGAACGAAAGAAUGGAAGGACUUCUUCUAAAGCUUUGACGUGUUUCUUUUUCUUUUUUUUUUAAAGUUACAUUUAGGCUACCGCGAUCGGAUGUUUUUGUAAAUCCUAAAAUGCAUCGAGAGUGCCAAAGGAAUAACUCACUCCACGUCGUGUUGCUGUUCAAUUUGCUCGUUCUUUUUGCUCCUUCACUAAUCUUCGCUAUCACAGUGAGUUCACCAGCAGAGCUCCAUGCAUCCACAGGAGACACUGUCACACUGUCCUGCACUUUCACUUCCACAAGCCGACCCACCAGCAAAAUGACUGUCGACUGGUCCUACAGACCCCAAACUGGAGGGCCGCCACAGACUUUCUUCCACUUCUCUUCACGUGCCUUCCCUCCUGUAGAGGGCCAGUUCAGUGGGCGGAUUCAGUGGCGAGGAAGCCCAGCAAGGGGGGAAGCCUCCAUCUCUCUGAUCAAUUCCACACUGAAUGAUAAUGGCACCUACACAUGCUCAGUCAGAAAUCCGCCAGAUGUCCAUGGGAACCCUAACUCUCAUAUAGUACUCACUGUCACACCAAAGGUGCCCAGCCUUCGCUUCUCAGAUGUUGCAGUCCUCCUGUUUUUCAUCCUCAUCCCUUCCACCGUUAUUACCCUCAUUCUGAUUGGUCAAAUGCUCUGCCCCAAGAGAGAGCGCAGCCAAUCCCAGGGCUACAGAUCAGCCAUAGAGGUCGCAGAUGGAGAGGAGUAUGACAACGGUCUAGUGGGGAGCAAGCACAAGGGGGCCACAUGCUGUGACCUAGCUCUGACGGACUCUGAGUAUGAAUACGACUACAACAUGAAACAGUUCUCACCGACAACUGAAGGUUAUGCUGACUCUCGUUGCUAGAGAGCUGCCGGCUUGCUUACUUGUUGAUGUUAAGACCUUACCAAAUGGAAAUCAAUGGUGAAUUAAUGUACGUGUCAACCUCUCAGCUGGUCAGUUCGGCAAAGAGGUGCACGUGACGUGAAGGAGAUACAUUUUGCCUAAUUUAUUGCCUUGUCAUUGCUGCUGAUGUCUUAUUUAGGUGUCACGUUUGUGUCAUAUUAUUUGGUUAUGAAAUAAAGAUUUUGAUUUUGACUGUUAAUUAAUAUUAUGACUGUACAUAAUGUGUAUCUAUGAUAGAUUGUCACUUUAAUUUUGUAAAACGACAUUUUCUGGAUGUGAUAGUCUGUGUAAGAUUCAUAUUUUAAAAACUUUUACAUUGACACAUUUUUAAUGAUCUCAGGAUUUCCACUUGAUGAAGAAAAAAAGCCUUUUGAGUGAGAUGCCUUGUCACAGUAAGAGAACUCAUUAGGACAAUGUAUGCAAAGUCAGUCUGUUGGUAAAGCCUAAUGGUUAUAGCAUUGGCAGUGUCCUCUUCGUUCUGUUUGUUCUGUUGAACUGUUCAUAAAUGUUUCUUUCAAUAUUCAUGGAUUUUUGUGAGUAUUCUUUUAAGAUCUCUCAAGGACAGGCAGGAGUUAUUUGACAUGAGAAUGAUAAGGCUUAAUAAAACUAUGUAGAAGAAAAAACAUGCAAAAAGCAAUGAGUCCUCAUUCUGUCUCAUAUAUUUUCACUUUCUUAUUGAGCUCAUACUCAGCCCCCAAGCUUUUAAUAAUUCAAACACUGCCAUGUUGUAAUAAUUAUCAUUCCCACU
Corythoichthys intestinalis (scribbled pipefish) is the source of this 1746-nucleotide messenger RNA. RefSeq names its product myelin protein zero-like 3 (gene mpzl3). Lineage: Eukaryota; Metazoa; Chordata; Actinopteri; Syngnathiformes; Syngnathidae. Bases 204 to 959 code for a protein of 251 amino acids. The record is from RefSeq and is a predicted model, not a curated record. The transcript has 6 exons. Gene Ontology annotation, cellular component: plasma membrane.